UUGCAGCACUCACAGUGCACCCAGGCCAGGCUGACAGUUAAACACAGGGCCUCAGCUGCGUCCACUUAAAAACGUCGGAGCGAUGCACUUCCUGGUUUUUAUUUACAUGGCUCUCGGUGGCUCUUAUAUAUAAUUCACAGCCAGGGAGAUGGAAUGAUCCUCGACAAACACGGCCGUACCUUGGGAGAGUAUUCCUGUGUCUUCGCUCUGGAGAUUGCACCCUCUCUGGCUCUGCACUGAUCUGGGGGUGGUGGACUGACUCCAAUGCUGCACCAUGGCCAAGGGCAACAAGCAGUCAAAAGAGCCCAAAGGCCGGAAGAUCACCCUGAAGAUGGCAAAGCUGGCACUGAAGCUGACCGUGGAUGGCAAGCGUCGGCUGGACCUCAGCAACAUGGAGAUCGCCAGCUUUCCCAAGUGCAUCCUGAAGCUGUGUGAUGUGGACGAGCUGGACCUGAGCCGCAACAUGCUCAAGAAGAUCCCUGACUCCAUCGACAAGUUUGUCAACCUCCGCUGGCUGGAUCUCCACAGCAACCAGCUGGACCACGUUCCGGAAGCUAUCGGGCACCUCCAGAACCUAUACAGCCUCAACCUGUGUAACAACCUACUGAGCAGUAUAGGACUCCCCAACGAGAUCGGCCUCCUGCAGAAGCUGAGGAGCCUCAACCUGGGCAUGAACCUCCUUGAAAGCAUCCCGUCCUCCAUCGCAGCCCUCAAGGAGCUGCGCCACCUGGGUCUGUUCAACAACCACCUGACCCGGGUGCCCGAGUGCCUCCGCAACCUGCCCCACCUUGAGAGCAUCAACCUGAAGUGUAACCCAAUCCCCUCGGGGGAUGACAAAGGCAUAGACCCCAUCCAGAGGGUGGAAUGUCUGUACCUGGUGAGGGAGAGCUGCCUGUGUGCCUCCUGCCUCAAGAAGGUCAAAGACGCCAGGCAGAGGUUGGACAGCAGGCUAAGCAGAGCACCUGCUCAUGGGAGGUCCAUCUUCGCCGGCCUGAUCACACCCAACUCGGUGGCGCAGGAGGACCAGGGCACCUGGAGUAAGGAAUCACACUAGGCCCAAGACAACAACAUCCCAGACAUAGUUUUUAUUUUGUAUUUUACCAGGUAAGUUGACUGAGAACACAUUCUCAUUUUCAUCAACAACCUGGAGAAUAGUUACAGGGGAGAGGAAGGGGGGAUGAAUCAGACAAUUGGAAACCUAGGAAAAAAAUAUACAGUACCAGUCAAAAGUUUGGGUGGUAUACAGAAAAUAGUCCAUUUUAUGGCAAGGACAACUCAAAUAAGCAAAGAGAAAUGACAGCCUAUCAUUACUUUAAGAGAUGGAGGUCAGUCAAUAUGGAACAUUUCAAGAACUUCUUCAAGUGCAGUUGCAAAAACCAUCAAGCUCUAUGAUGAAACUGACUCUCGUGAGGACCACCACAGGAAAGGAAGACCCAGAGUUACCUUGUGCUGCAGAGGAUACGUUCAUUAGAGUUGCCAGCCUCAGAAAUUGCAGCCCAAAUAAAUGCUUCACAGAGUUCAAGUAACAGACACAUCUCAACAUCAACUGUUCAGAGGAGACUGCAAGAAUCAGGCCUUCAUGGUCAAAUUGCUGCAAAAAACAACUACUAAAGGACACCAACUAGAAGAAGAGACUUGCGUGGGCCAAGAAACACAAGAAAUAGACAUUAAACCAGUGGAAAUCUGUCCUUUGGUCUGAUUUUUGGUUCCAACAGCCGUGGGAACUCCUUCAAGAUUGUUGGAAAAGCAUUCCAGGUAAAGCUGGUUGAAAGAAUGCCAAGAGUGUGUAAAGCUGUCAUCAAGGCAAAGGCUACCUUGAAGAAUCUAAAAUCUAGAAUAUUUUUUGAUUUGUUAAACACUUUUGUUUACUACAU
Oncorhynchus nerka (sockeye salmon) is the source of this 1874-nucleotide messenger RNA. Its product is annotated as leucine-rich repeat-containing protein 18-like. The transcript has 3 exons. NCBI's taxonomy places the organism in Eukaryota, Metazoa, Chordata, Actinopteri, Salmoniformes, Salmonidae. The record is from RefSeq and is a predicted model, not a curated record. Bases 275 to 1054 code for a protein of 259 amino acids. Gene Ontology annotation, molecular function: protein binding.